Molecule: messenger RNA, 3568 nt
Organism: Diachasma alloeum
Lineage: Eukaryota; Metazoa; Arthropoda; Insecta; Hymenoptera; Braconidae
Gene: AlaRS
Product: alanine--tRNA ligase, cytoplasmic
Exons: 6
Coding region: 300-3218 (972 amino acids)
Biological process (GO): tRNA modification; alanyl-tRNA aminoacylation
Cellular component (GO): mitochondrion; cytoplasm
Molecular function (GO): amino acid binding; nucleic acid binding; alanine-tRNA ligase activity
Source: RefSeq, a predicted model, not a curated record
CUCGAUCAACUAUCUCAAAUCUUUGAUUGAAGGAUGAAAUGCAUGAUUUGAGGGGAAUUCAGAGGCGAAUAUUCGAUGCAGGCCGCAACGUGGGGAGUCGGAAGUCACUAGCGCAUGUGUUGCAUGAAUUUUUUUCGUGAAAAAACCACAGAAAGGAUCACAGGAUCAGUGUCAACGGGAGUUCAACGAUUUCUCCAGACUCAUAAAUUAUCUCCGAGGAUUGAGGGUGGACGUUAUCACCUGGUGGAGUGAUUUGUGAACGUUAUCAGUGGCCACAGACUGGUUUCAGAAAUCACAAGAUGAAUCGAUCGAUGACAGCGAAGGAGAUUCGCCAGGCCUACAUCGACUUCUUCAAGAGCAAGGGCCACGAGUACGUCCACUCGAGCUCGACUAUCCCUCAUGAUGAUCCAACACUGCUGUUCGCUAAUGCUGGCAUGAACCAGUUCAAGCCGAUAUUCCUGGGCACCGUGGACCCCAACAGCGACAUGUCCCGCUGGGUGCGCGUGGUGAACUCCCAGAAGUGCAUUCGCGCUGGUGGUAAACACAACGACCUCGACGACGUGGGUAAAGACGUGUACCACCACACCUUCUUCGAGAUGAUGGGCAACUGGUCGUUCGGCGACUACUUCAAGAGGGAGAUCUGCACGUGGGCCUGGGAGUUCCUCACCAAGGUCCUCAGCCUGCCAGGGGAUCGCCUCUACGUGACGUACUUCGGUGGCGACGAGGGGGCAGGACUGGCCCCUGACGACGAGUGCAAGGACCUCUGGCUCUCCCUGGGCAUUCCACCCUCCCACGUCCUCCCAGGCAGCAUGAAGGACAACUUCUGGGAGAUGGGGGAGACUGGGCCCUGCGGACCCUGCAGCGAGCUCCAUUACGACCGCAUUGGGGCCAGGGAAGCUGCUCAUCUCGUCAAUAUGGACGACCCUGAUGUCCUGGAGAUAUGGAAUCUCGUGUUCAUUCAGUUCAAUCGAGAGUCCGAUGGCAGCCUUCGCAGUCUGCCCAAGAAGCACAUUGACUGCGGUCUUGGACUCGAACGUCUGGUCUCGGUCAUUCAGGAUAAGAGAGCCAAUUAUGACACUGAUCUCUUCGUGCCCCUCUUCGAGGCCAUACAGGUGGGCACUGGGGCGCGCCCCUACGCGGGGAAGGUUGGGGCUGAGGAUGGCGAUGGCAUCGAUAUGGCUUACAGAGUACUCGCUGAUCAUGCUAGGACCAUCACCAUUGCUCUCGCUGAUGGUGGAAUGCCGGACAACACCGGUCGCGGCUACGUCCUGCGUAGGAUCUUGCGUCGAGCGGUGCGCUACGCCACCGAAAAGCUGAACGCAAAGCCGGGCUUCUUCGGUUCCCUGGUGCACGUGGUGGUGGACCUCCUCGGCGAGAUCUUCCCCGAGCUCCAGAAGGACCCGCAGUCCAUCGUGGACGUGAUAAACGAGGAGGAGAGCCAAUUCCUGAAGACCUUGUCCCGAGGGCGCAACCUCCUCGACAAGACCAUCACCAAACUGGAGGACAAAACAGUCCCCGGUGAUGUUGCCUGGCGGCUGUACGACACCUACGGCUUCCCAGUGGACCUGACGCAGCUGAUGGCCGAGGAGAAGGGCCUGAGGGUCGACAUGGCAGCCUACGAGGAGUCCAAGAGGCUCGCGCAGUUGGCCUCCCAGGGAAAAGCUGGUGGUGUUGACGACCAGAUAAACCUGGACGUCCACGCAAUCACGGAAUUGCAGAGCUCUGGGGUUCCCCCAACCGACGACUCCUGCAAGUACAAUUAUUCGACGUCUGCGGAGGCCUCGGCUGAGUACACCUUCGCCCCCUGCAGUGCCACGGUGAUAACCCUGAGGAGGCAGAAAAAAUUCGUGGAGGAGGCACAGCCUGGGGAGGAGGUUGGCGUCCUCUUGGACAAGACGUCCUUCUACGCUGAGCAAGGAGGACAGAUCUACGACGAGGGCUUCCUGGUGAAGUCCCCCGGGGGAAACGACGCAGAAGACUCUGCGGAGGUCAGGGUGACCAACGUCCAGGUCAGAGGGGGCUACGUCCUACACAUUGGAACGGUGGGGUCUGGGGUGUUGAGGAAGGGGGAUAAACUACAGCUGAAUAUCGACACCUCGAGGAGACGGCUGGUCAUGAGCAAUCACUCCGCCACGCACGCCCUCAAUUACGCCCUGAGGAGGGUUCUAGGCACAGAGGCCGAUCAGAAGGGCUCAUUAGUAGCCCCCGACAGAUUGCGCUUCGACUUCACGAACAAGGGAGCGAUGUCAGCGGCCCAGGUAAAGGACACUGAGAGCUACACCACCGAGAUGGUGAAGGACAACAGGAAGAUUUACGCCAAAGAGAGUAAACUCGCUGUAGCAAAGACGGUUAAUGGGCUCCGUGCGAUGUUCGAGGAGACGUACCCGGACCCAGUGAGGAUCGUGAGCAUGGGGGUGCCCGUGGAGGAGCUGGAGAAGGACCCCCUGGGGCCAGCAGGAACGACAACGAGCGUAGAAUUCUGUGGAGGGACUCACCUGCACUACACCGGGCACAUUGGGGACUUUGUGAUAGCCAGCGAGGAGGCAAUUGCCAAGGGGAUCAGGAGGAUUGUAGCUCUGACUGGGCCCGAGGCCACGCGGGCCCUGAAGAAGGCCGAGCUGCUGCAGAACAGGCUGAAUGACAUCCAGAGGGAAAUAAAUGGGGCUGAUUGCCUGAAGAAUGCCAAGGAAAGUGUCAGGAAGAUUGUGGAGCUGAACGACGACAUUUCUCACGCUGUCAUUCCCUACUGGAGGAAGGACGAGAUGAGAGUGCUGUUGAAGGGCCUGAAGAAGACUCUGGACGACGAGGAUCGUGCUGCCAAGGCCAGGCUUGCUAAUCUCGUCGUGGAGAAGGCUGCGGAGAUCAUUCAGAAUAACGUGGGGGUGCCUGUCCUCGUGGAGCAGCUGGAGGCCUUGAGCAACACGAAGGCUCUCGAUGGCGCCCUGAAGAAGGUCAAGGCACUGUCUCCAGAGACCAGCGCUCUGUUCCUCAGUGUCGACGAAGAGGCCAAGAAAAUUGUCGCUCUCAGUGCUGUUCCUAAGAGCGCUAUUGGGAAGGGGCUCAAGGCUAAUGAGUGGAUCCAGGCGAUCUCGCCGCUGAUGGGAGGGAAGGGCGGUGGCAAGGCUGAGUCUGCUCAGGCUUCUGGGGGGAAUGUGGGCGCUCUGGAGGAGGCUCUCAAAAUAGCUAGGGAAUUCGCUGAUAUGAAACUUGGGGCCUAGGGGGGCAGAGGUGGUCAACGCAUUUUCGAGGAUUUUGUACGUUCACAUUUUUUAUGAGAAAUAUAGAUUUCAAGUUGUUCGGCGCACGCUUGGCAUUUAUUAUUGGGAUUUCUUAUUGACUUUUAUGGCGCUCCAAACAGAUUUCCAUAAUUUUACUCCAGUUUUUAUUAAGUUAUUGGUUAAUAGCAUCUGUUGUUCAUUAAUGUGACACAUUUUUUUGAGUUAAUUAUGGAAUUAGAAGGCUGCAAGGCUGUUGAUGGUGGAAUUUAGAGAGAUCGAUCGAGACGUUUUCUUGGAUUUUAUAUAUUUCCUAUUUUACAUGAAAAAUAUAGAUUUCAAGUUACUCAGAA